ACCGCAGAAUUUUGUUGAUUUUUCCAGAUGUUUCUUAAAAUAACCGAUUAUUAAUGACGUUAUCUCAAAAAAGAUAUAAAUAUUUGUUUUGAUGUUAGCAAUUGUAAAUCGCAAACAAAAGAAUUCAAAAAAGCUCGGUAAAAAAAGAUCUGAAAGAAGAAAAUGUCUUUGUGGCACGUCCCUGUUCAUAAAUAUUUUCCAACCGAUCCAUUUUUGGACGAUAUCAUGGAGAUUACUUUUCCUCCAUUGAGAUAUUAUCCUUUAUUUGAUAUCGGAACGAAUGUCCUUCCAAAAAAAAAGUCAUCUAAGAAGGAAGAUGGCUUUUAUGCCAAUCUUGAUGUGAAACACUACAAGCCAGAAGAAGUUACUCUUAAAGUAGAAGGCCAAACUCUUGAAGUAAGUGGAAAACAUCGUAAUGAAAACGAAAACGGAUUUGAAUGUAGUGAGUUCCAUAGAAAGUAUACUAUUCCAGAUGAUGUAGACCCAACAGCUCUUACUUCAAACAUUAGUCAAGAUGGCGUAUUGCAUAUCGAAGCUCCUAAAAAGCUACCCGUUACGCCUGAUUCUGGAGAAUCAACAAAAGAGACAUUUAAAUGCGCUUUAGAUGUAAAAGGUUUCAAGCCGGAAGAAAUUUCGAUUCAAGUAAAAGGUAGAGAUUUAGUUGUUCACGGCGAAUCCAAAACCGAAAACAGUGGCGAGCAUGGUCUAAGUUUUCACCACAAGCAGUUUACGCGAAACAUAUCUCUGCCGGAUGAUGUUGAUCCAGCUCACUUAAGUUCUCGUUAUACUAAAGACUCUAAGUUAACGAUAGAGGCUCCGCGAGGUCAAGUUCAGGCUCCACUUAAACUUGAAAUAAAAAUGGAAGAAUAAAGUUUUCUUAAACUUUCUUGACUUUUUAUUUUAACAAUGUUGCAUUUUUUCUUUUGGCAUUUUUACUUCUUAAUUUAUUAACUGAUGUAAAGCUUUCUUAUUUAUUUAAUUAUUAUGUUGAAAA
Hydra vulgaris (swiftwater hydra) is the source of this 994-nucleotide messenger RNA. Its product is annotated as alpha-crystallin B chain. Gene Ontology annotation, cellular component: cytoplasm; nucleus. The record is from RefSeq and is a predicted model, not a curated record. Lineage: Eukaryota; Metazoa; Cnidaria; Hydrozoa; Anthoathecata; Hydridae. Gene Ontology annotation, biological process: protein refolding; response to heat.